AUGAAUACAGUAAAUGUGAACUGGGAACAUUCGCAGAUUGCACGCGAUACGCUGGUCUAUUGUAGUUAUUUUCUAAAUUGUAAUAAUUUAGCUUCAACUUACAACUUCAUUGCGAUUAAAUAACGUGAUUUUAAUUAAUUUUGAAUUUAGUGUGUGUUUCAAAUUGCUAUAGGGCGUAAUGAUAGCAAUAUAUUAUUAUGUGUAUCCACUUAUUUUUAUUUUUUUGUUUUUUUUAAGUGGGGAAAAUCAUCGAAUGACUGCUCCCGCUUGGGUGAGGCGGGAGGGAGUGUCAGACCCUUACUGACUAAAAACCACCCCGUUCCUUCUCCUGCACGUCGAGCCGGAGCCCCGGUUACCCGUUAG
Messenger RNA from Spodoptera littoralis (African cotton leafworm), 363 nucleotides. NCBI's taxonomy places the organism in Eukaryota, Metazoa, Arthropoda, Insecta, Lepidoptera, Noctuidae. The record is from the annotation of a GenBank genome assembly.